UUUUAUGGCCGAUUCUGAUCUUUAUAACCUCGAAUUCCUUUCUCUUGUGUCCAAGAUCACCCAGGAAAUUGAAAACCAUACUGGAGUCAACGACAAAGUACUUGCCGAAUUCGUAAUCUCCCUCCACGAUGAAUCCAGUAAAAGUCUUUCCGAGUUCAAGUCGAAGCUGAAGGGUGUUGGGGCUGACUUUCCAGAUUCCUUCGUGGAGAGUGUUGACCGACUUAUUCUCAGCAUGCACCCAAAACACAAAAAAUGGUCUACCACUGCUUCGAAUGGAACUGUUUCGAACGGCGGGGAAUUGACGGAGGAAGAAAAGAAGAGGCGACUAUUUCCAGGGUUGGCGCUCAAGGACCAGGAAGUUUCGCCUGGUGUUUCCGACGAUGUGUUUCUGAAGGAGCUUGGGGAACUUGUCUCGGGGAAGAAACGACCAUCUGAAUUAGACCGUUCACCCAAAAGACGGCGGAGAGACAGCAGGUCUCCUCCCCCUCCCCCUCCUCCCAGAGCAAGAAGUCCCAGUCCGCCUCGAGGUCGUGCUCAUGAUGAUAGAAGGGGUAGAGGCGGCCGUUCGGCUCUCGAUGAGAGGCCUAUAUUAUUCAAGAUAUAUAACGGCCGGAUAUCCGGGCUGCGAGAGUUUGGCGCGUUUGUUACAGUCGAAGGAGUUGCCGGUCGGGUCGAAGGAAUGGUCCAUGUCUCUAAUAUUCAAACUGGUUCCCGAGUCAACUCUGCGUCAGAUCUCUUGAGCAGAGGACAGAAUGUAAAGGUGAAGGUUAUAAGUGUUGCUGGAAGCAGAGUUGGUCUUUCAAUGAAAGACGUUGACCAAGUCACUGGUCGAGACCUCACCCCUCAUCUUCGCAUCAAGUCGGAAGCAGAGAUGGAAGAAGAACGUGUUCGCACCGCCCGCGCCUCAUCAGGUGCCAACUCCGUCCCCCUCAACUCGCGCGAUGAUGCACCAAAACGGUCUGCAAAGCGAUUGACCUCUCCAGAACGUUGGGAAAUUAAGCAGUUAAUUUCUUCUGGUGCUCUCGACGCCGCGGAUUAUCCCGACCUCGACGAAGACAUGCAUAACCCGGCAGCACAGGCCGAAGUAGAAGAAGAGCUUGACGUGGAAAUUCGAGAGGAUGAGCCGCCAUUCUUGGCUGGUCAAACCAAACGGACGCUUGACUUGAGUCCAGUGAAGAUAGUGAAGGCACCAGAUGGAUCACUUAACCGUGCUGCUCUGAACGGAGCUUCAUUAGCCAAAGAACGUAGGGAACUGCGACAGCAAGAGGCCAACGAAAAAGCGGAUUCCGAGGCCCGAGACUUCAGUCAACCAUGGCUUGAUCCUAUGGCCCGAGACACGGACAAGGUGUUUGCGCAGGACCUCAGAGGGAAUCUGAGAGGACAGAAGGCAGGGGAAGUACCGCAAUGGAGGGAACAGACAUUCAAUAAAGCAACAACUUAUGGUGAAAUUACGAAUUUGACCAUCACAGAACAACGGAGACGGUUACCAAUCUACAAACUACGCGAGCCAUUGCUCAAAGCUAUCGAAGAGCACCAGAUUCUUAUUGUCGUCGGUGAUACCGGGUCCGGCAAAACAACGCAGAUGACGCAGUACCUCGCAGAGGCCGGAUACGCAGAUCGUGCUCGCAUAGGUUGCACUCAGCCUCGUCGUGUCGCUGCCAUGUCGGUUGCCAAACGUGUAUCCGAGGAGGUUGGCUGUCGACUCGGUCAAGAGGUCGGGUAUACGAUACGUUUUGAGGAUUGCACCAGUCCGGAGACUCGAAUAAAGUACAUGACGGAUGGUAUGCUCCAGCGAGAGUGUCUCAUCGAUCCGUUGUGCAACAACUACUCGGUAAUUAUGUUGGACGAAGCACAUGAACGGACAAUCGCCACAGAUGUUCUGUUCGGUCUUCUCAAAAAGGCCGUCAAGCGAAGACCAGACCUCAAGCUGAUUGUGACUUCAGCGACGUUGGACGCUGAGAAAUUCUCCAAGUACUUCUAUGGAUGCCCCAUCUUUACCAUCCCCGGUCGGACAUUCCCAGUCGAAAUACUCUAUACAAAGGAGCCCGAGACAGACUAUAUGGAUGCCUCUCUCAUUACUGUCAUGCAGAUUCACUUAUCAGAGCCCCCUGGUGACAUUCUUCUCUUCCUGACCGGACAGGAAGAAAUUGACACGGCUUGUGAAAUUUUGUUCGAACGCAUGAAAGCCUUGGGACCAAAAGUGCCCGACCUCCUUAUUCUCCCUAUCUACUCUGCCCUACCAUCCGAAGUGCAGUCACGCGUUUUUGAUCCAACCCCUCCCGGUGUUCGCAAGGUGGUCAUUGCAACGAACGUCGCCGAAACUAGCUUAACGAUUCCUAACAUCUACUAUGUCAUCGAUCCAGGAUUUUCGAAGCAGAAUGCCUACGAUCCUCGUCUAGGUAUGGACUCUCUCGUGGUGAUGCCCAUUUCACAAGCGCAAGCACGUCAGCGCUCGGGUCGUGCAGGGCGCACUGGUCCCGGAAAAUGUUAUCGUCUCUAUACUGAGGCUGCGUUUCAAAACGAGAUGCUUCCCAACUCCAUCCCGGACAUUCAGAGAACGAAUUUAGCGACCACGAUUCUUCAGCUCAAAGCGAUGGGAGUCAACGACCUUCUUUCCUUUGAUUUUAUGGACCCACCUCCUGCGCAAACAAUGUUAACAGCACUUGAAUCCCUCUAUGCCUUAUCCGCGCUUGAUGAUGAAGGUCUUCUCACGGGGCUAGGUCGCAAAAUGGCAGAUUUCCCUAUGGAACCACCAUUAGCCAAGAUGCUGAUUGCAUCCGUGGAGUUGGGGUGUUCUGAAGAGAUUCUUUCUAUUGUUGCAAUGUUGUCUGUCCAAACGGUCUUUUACCGCCCGAAAGAAAAACAGGGUCAGGCUGAUUCUAAGAAGGCCAAAUUCCACCAACCCGAAGGUGAUCAUCUCACCCUGCUCACUGUGUACAACGGCUGGAAGAAUGCCAACUUCUCAAAUCCGUGGUGUUACGAGAACUUCAUCCAAGCACGUAGUAUGAGGCGAGCGCAGGACGUUAGGAAACAACUGCUCGGUAUCAUGGACAGAUACAAGCAUGAUAUUAUAUCUGCUGGGAAAGAUUAUAACCGUAUCAGGAGGGCAAUUUGUUCAGGCUUCUUCCGACAUGCGGCGAAAAAGGAUCCGCAAGAAGGGUACAAGACUCUUGUGGAGGGAACACCCGUGUACAUCCAUCCAUCUUCAGCAUUGUUCAACAGAGCUCCCGAAUGGUUGAUAUAUCACGAACUUGUUCUUACUACCAGGGAGUAUUGUCAUAACGUGACAGCGGUGGAACCUAAAUGGCUGGUGGAAGUUGCACCUCAGUUCUUUAAAGUCGCCGAUGCGCACAAGAUCAGUAAACGGAAACGGCAGGAGAAGAUCGAACCCCUUUUCAACAAGUAUGAAAAACCAGACGAAUGGCGAUUAUCGAAGAUCAAGAGGAGUACUCGCUCGAGUCAAACGUUUGGUUGAUUUCACAUCUGGUAAUCUUUUAUCAUGUGAAGUAUUUGUUAUAUCUCUGUAUACUAUAGAAAA
Messenger RNA from Marasmius oreades (fairy-ring Marasmius), 3538 nucleotides. RefSeq lists its product as uncharacterized. The record is from RefSeq and is a predicted model, not a curated record. Lineage: Eukaryota; Fungi; Basidiomycota; Agaricomycetes; Agaricales; Marasmiaceae. The transcript is spliced from 6 exons. Gene Ontology annotation, molecular function: RNA helicase activity; RNA binding; ATP binding. Gene Ontology annotation, cellular component: catalytic step 2 spliceosome; intracellular anatomical structure. Gene Ontology annotation, biological process: mRNA splicing, via spliceosome; spliceosomal complex disassembly. The coding region runs from base 5 to 3475 and encodes 1156 amino acids.